This is a messenger RNA of Haemonchus placei, 525 nucleotides long. NCBI's taxonomy places the organism in Eukaryota, Metazoa, Nematoda, Chromadorea, Rhabditida, Trichostrongylidae. The record is from the annotation of a GenBank genome assembly.
AUGACUCAAAUUUCGAGUUCAAGCGCUUCUCGGCCAACCGAUAAGGCUGUUUCGGGUGAUGGAAAGCAAAGCAGUUUCGUUACAAUUUUCUCGAUAUGGAACACUAUGAUGGGUGUGUCGCUGUUGAGCAUGCCAUGGGGUCUUUAUCAGGCUGGAUUUGCUUUCGGGUUAUUCAUUCUUUUAUUUAUGUGCUUAUUGUGCCUUUACACAUCAUACCUCGUCGUCAAAAGUCCUGAGAGUCUAGGUAAGCUGCUGCUUUUUCGCCUAUACAGUUCUCUUCAGAAUUACUCUUUUCUGCAUAAUUUGGAAUAUUCCGGUAACAUAAAUCAAGCCAAUAAAGUGGUAUGCAAAAUUGAUAAUGGCACAGCAAUCUUCUUCUCAAUUCAUUCCCUUUUUACCUUCAGUUUAUUACGCAGUGGUCAAAGAGGCCGGCUAAAAGCAACACUCAAUUUAUCACACUUAAGGAACACUGGGUCCCUAUCUGACCUACUCCCUACUUACCCAGUUCACAAUGGCAAAAUUUGA